Meriones unguiculatus (Mongolian gerbil) is the source of this 4419-nucleotide messenger RNA. RefSeq names its product N-acetylglutamate synthase (gene Nags). The coding region runs from base 2474 to 4054 and encodes 526 amino acids. Gene Ontology annotation, cellular component: mitochondrial matrix. The transcript is spliced from 7 exons. NCBI's taxonomy places the organism in Eukaryota, Metazoa, Chordata, Mammalia, Rodentia, Muridae. Gene Ontology annotation, biological process: L-arginine biosynthetic process; glutamate metabolic process. Gene Ontology annotation, molecular function: L-glutamate N-acetyltransferase activity, acting on acetyl-CoA as donor; arginine binding. The record is from RefSeq and is a predicted model, not a curated record.
UGCUGAUGACACUUCCUGAACUGAAGGGGUGGGUGGGCACUCAGGAAGCCCCCCAGCCUGAGGAGGGAGGCAGCAGCCCUGUCUCCAGGGUCCUCCAGGCUGGGGCAAGGAUGGAGAGAACAGGAUUAGAAGGAAGAGGAAGAAGAGAUGUCCGCAAGGGAGAGACCGGAGGAGGGUGAGCGCUCAGAUGGGCGUGCAGCAACUCCUAGGGUAGGGAGGGGAAGCGCGCUGAAGGAUGGGGGCUCUGAAGCCAGAGAGGUGCUGUAGGACGAACGGGACUGUGAGACGUGCAUGUGGUAGGGGUGCACCACCGGCCUGACAGUUCAGAGGGAAGAGGAAAAGGGCUCUGGAGGGUCCACAGUGUGUGUGUGUGUGUGUGUGUGUGAGUACGUGUGUGUCUGUCUGUGUGUGCACACGUGCCCGUCCACACGCGGGACGUCCCAGCCUUACGGCACUGCCUGCCUAGCUUUCUAAGUCAGAGGACGGAGACACCAAUGAGAAGGACUCAAAGUUCAAGCUCCCCUCCCACUCCAGACUCCCCGGCCAGUGUGUGUGGGUGUGCUGACGGGCCGGUUUCCAGGAUGGGGUCGGCACACUUACCCAGCAGCCUCGGGAAUUUUUUUUUCCUUUUUGUGGAUAGAGCCCAGAACCUCUCACAAACUCUACCGCAGAACCGCACCCCCAGCGUGGCAUUCUGGGGACACCCCCACCCUGGGAUACUCAGGUCUGACUCCUCUUUUUUUUUUUUUUUAUUUUACAUAAUUGUAACUGACUCCUCUUUUAGGUGGUACCCUGGGGGCCUGGGGAGCAAACCCACACUAAGAGCGAGGUGUGGUGACACCUAGCCUGUACUCCCCGCACCCAGGACGCUGAGGUGAGUUCCAAUCCAGCCUGGGAUACGCAGCAAGACACUCUUUCAAAACAAGCCCGCAGACAGCAGAGAGCGAACAGAAACGCUAGGGAAGAGGUGAUGCCCAGCGUCUGAGGUGUGUGACCUUGGCCAGGUGGCCGUCCCUUUACAGUGACAGAGUCCCAUUUUCUCCUGUCACACUGGAUGGAGUGUCCCAGGGGUAGGACAGGACUAACAGGGAGCACACAGGGACGCUUUCACGUAACGCAGGCACACGGGCGCCCUGUGACCUGCGAGUCCCUACUGAUGAGCAUCCGUGGCUCUUAGUACGUCUGCAUCUCGAGGUCCUGGUGGGUAAAUGAGGGGACACGACACCUCUCCUGGAGUCACCAUGAGGACAAUGGAAGGGGGUUUCACAGAGCUGGGCAUUCCUGGGGAGGCGUCACCUGGAACUGAGGUAUUGCUAGCACCUGUCACAAGCUAACUCUCUAAGUUUGCAAGCCAGCAGGCCGCGCAAAUCCAUCUGGAAUGCAGCAGGCUUGUUUUGUUCUCUCCUUAAGCAUCCCCCCCCCCCCGUUUCUGGCAAGUGACACUGGCCUUCAAGUCACAGUCUUCACAUGAAUAGAUUUUAGCUUCCAACAGCCUAAAGCAUUACUAAGAACAGAGGAGUACCUUAAGGCUAUGAUGGUACAACUCACGGUGGCUCCAGCAGGAGCUGACCAACCCUGGCUAGCCUGACCAUGAGCAGACACAUCUGCUUUUUUAAGACAGGGGUUAGGCCCAUGAGUUCGAGGCCAGCGUGAUCUACAGAGCGAGUUCCAGGACAGCCAGAACUACACAGAAAAACUCUGCUGGGGGUGGGAGUGUGGGGGAAGGGUUUCCUUAGCCUAGGCUGGCCUUGAACUCUUUAUGAGGUCAUGGAAGUCCUUGAUUCUGAUCCUCCUGAUUCCCCUGCAGGAAUGUGGGGGUUACAGGUAUCUAUAUUAUGUAGACGCCUGGCUGUCCUGGAACUCGCUCUGUACACCAGGCUGUCCUUGAACUGGAUGUAGGCCUGCCUCUGCCUCACGAGUGCUGUUCUUUUUUAUCUUUUGCGACAAGGCCUUACUAUGUAGCCUAGGUCCGCCUGGAACUCGCAACAAUCCUCCUGCCCCAGCCUCCCGGGAGGCAGCUGAGAUUACAAAGACGCCCCGCCACAUCCACCUUGUUUUGCAUCCAUACGCUACAGUGAAGGACCACGCCCUGUGUUCAAUUUUCCCUGACUCCUCCCUCCACCUCCGGUACCAGCGCUACCGUGCGAAUUCGCAGAUACACCGGGGGCACCUGGGCGCUUCCCGGAACCGGCAUUGGUGGCGGAUUAAAGAGCUCCACCGCUCUAUAUCUGACCUUCCUGACCCUCCCUACCGGUUCCAGUGUACCCCACAAAGGGGCGGAGAGUUCUAGAGGCCCCACCCUCCGGACUGGGCUCUGCCCCUUCCCAAGCGCACCCAGAAGCCCUCGGCGCCUCCUAUCCCGCCCCGCCCCGAGUCUGAUUCAGCCCAGCUCAGCAGCAAGAAGCCCCGGGGCUGUGCUCUCCGGACCGACCGCCACCUGUGGGUGGGGGGGCGAGUGGGUUUGGUUGUCGUCAUGGCGACGGCGUGGGUAGCCACAGCCCUGCGGUCCGCUGCAGCGGCCAGAAGGCUGCGCAGCCCGGGAGGACCGGGGGGCUCACGGAAGCUGAGCGGUAGCGCUCGGCGUCGAGGGCCGAGGAGCGCCAGCCCGGGACGCCGGCUCAGCACCGCCAGGGCUCCCGCAGAGGACGCGGAGGGCCCUAAAGGUCGUGUCCAGUCUCCUGCCGUCGAGGAGCCGUGGACACCGCUCCCAACGCCCCUCGAGUCCCCUGCGCCUCCCGCCGGCAGGUCCCUGGUGCAGCGGGACAUCCAGGCCUUCCUGAACCAAUGUGGUGCCAGCCCAGGGGAGGCACGCCACUGGCUCACGCAAUUCCAGACCUGCUACCACUCGGUGGACAAGCCCUUCGCCGUCAUGGAGGUGGAUGAGGAGGUGCUCCAGUGCCCAAAGGCGGUGUCCAGCCUGGCUUUCGCCCUAGCCUUCCUGCAACGCAUGGACAUGAAGCCGCUGGUGGUCCUGGGGCUGCCGGCCCCCACGGCACCAUCGGGCUGUCUUUCCUUCUGGGAGGCUAAGGCGCAGCUCGCUCAGAGCUGCAAGGUGCUGGUGGAUGAGCUGCGCCAUAACGCGGCUUCUGCUGUGCCCUUUUUCGGCGGCGGAUCAGUGCUGAGCGCUGCGGAACCAGCCCCCCAUGCCAGCUACGGCGGCAUCGUCUCGGUGGAGACGGACCUGUUGCAGUGGUGCCUGGAGUCCAACAGCGUUCCCAUCCUGUGCCCCAUCGGGGAGACGGCUGCGCGCCGCUCGGUGCUGCUUGACUCCCUGGAGGUGACCGCGUCUCUGGCCAAGGCUCUGCGGCCCACCAAAAUCGUCUUCCUUAACACUUCAGGCGGCCUGCGGGAUACCAGUCAGAAGAUCCUAAGCAACGUGAACCUGCCGGCCGACCUUGACCUUGUUACCAACGCCGAGUGGCUGAGCACCAAAGAACGCCAGCAGAUUCGCCUCAUCGUGGACGUGCUCAGCCGCCUGCCGCACUACUCCUCCGCGGUCAUCACCGCCGCCAGCACGCUGCUCACGGAGCUCUUUAGCAACAAGGGCUGUGGCACCCUGUUUAAAAACGCUGAGCGGAUGCUGCGAGUGCGCAGCCUCGACAGUCUGGACCAGGGCCGCCUAGUGAACCUAGUCAACCUCAGCUUCGGCAAGAAGCUCCGGGAAGACUAUCUGGAGUCCCUGCGUCCUCGGCUGCACUCGAUCUAUGUCUCUGAGGGGUACAACGCUGCGGCCAUUCUGACGGUGGAGCCUGUUCUAGGGGGCACCCCGUACCUGGACAAAUUUGUGGUGAACUCCAGCCGCCAGGGUCAGGGUUCCGGACAGAUGCUGUGGGAGUGCCUUCGGAGGGACCUGCAAACGUUGUUCUGGCGCUCCCGGGUCACCAACCCCAUCAAUCCCUGGUACUUCAAGCAUAGUGAUGGCAGCUUCUCCAACAAGCAGUGGAUCUUCUUCUGGUUCGGCCUGGCUGACAUCCGGGACUCCUAUGAACUAGUCAACCACGCCAAGGGGCUGCCAGACUCUUUCUGCAAGCCAGCUUCUGACCCAGGCAGCUGACCCGUCAUCAUGGGCCCUGUAAAUCCUGGGAUGGACAGGAUGGACAAAAAGCCAUGCCCGCUGGGGGUGACCCCGGGCAGCCGAGGGGAGGAAGCUGACCAACCAUGUCUGCUGAGAGGUACCGGAGCAGGACAAACAGGAAGAGUGAAGCCAGCCAAAGACCCUGCUCAGCCUGGGGAAUGGGACCAGGAUUGCCUCCCAGGGAACUACUUUAAGGGCAGGCCAUUUUCCAUGGCCUCUGUGCUGUCUUGAGGCUCCUUUGUCUUACACAGCAUCUAAGCCUGCUUGACCUACCAUUCACUUCACUUCCUUUGGGCCUUGAAAUUCUUCAGGAGGCCUCGAUUAAAAUAUAAAUGCUUGUCUGA